AUGCAGCAGAAGAACCUCGUGCGCGCUAUGCAAAAGGAGCGCUACAAGAUGGAAAAGGGGUUUGUUGCGUACACGAAAGAUUUAAUUGAUUUUUUUCGCUCCAUAAGAACCUCGAAAGAUGAGAAAGGAACUCAGACCUCUGAGCAGGCAAAGCAGGAGAACGCCUCCCGCGCAUUAGAGCAGUUUUACGAAUCAGAGGAGCUGAUAAAGCGGAUGAAAUGGAAACGCGUCACGUGGGAUGAAGAGGCCGAUUACACGAGCUUUUCCAAGCGGAUCUUGGAUAAUGACUCCAUGUUCAAGCGCACCACAGCAUUUUCUUUCUUGUCUAUUCAUGUCGUGAAGGACCCUUGCAAUACCGAUCUCGUGAGCAUUCCGGUCGCAGAAAAAACGAUUUCGACUGGCACUCUGACGAACUGGCUUCUGCAAGAACGGGAGCCGAAAGCCGUGGACUUGUACCCUGUUCGCGAAGCAUCGGAGCGCCGUAGUGCUUUUCACGUGGACUGGACCUCGGGUGCUGUCAAGAUUUUAGAUACGGCUUCAGCGCAAGAGAUUUUGACAUUUUUGUUGACUGUAGCACCUCGUCUGCAAGCCGUACAACUGAUGAUGGAGGCCCAGCAAACUCGGCAGACGGCCGACAUUGAAAAGGUCCGCGUUCGCGUGGGGGCCACGCUGAAAUUCAACUCAUAUGAGACGAGUUUUUGGGAUGACCCGAAGCGGAAAACUAGCCCUGACUUCGUCAACCCUGACGAAUUGGAGCAGUUCCUCUCAGGCAUGCUUAAGUCCGCGUUUCUGUACCGCUGGUUUUUGAAGGGGCAGGAAGUUAGAGUGAUACCUCCAGGUCGCCCUUACUACCUGGACAUGGAAAAGAAGGAGAUCCAGAUUCCCGCCAAUUUUGCCGAGUACAACUGGCUGAAGGCCCACUCGCAUUUUGAGGGAAUUGAAAAGAUUGCUGACAGUUUUCGUAGGUUUUGGUGGUUUUGGUUUUGUUUCGGUAUGAUCCUUGUUGGAGAUGUGGAGUUGGCGUAG
Messenger RNA from Leishmania mexicana MHOM/GT/2001/U1103, 1026 nucleotides. RefSeq lists its product as hypothetical. Bases 1 to 1026 code for a protein of 341 amino acids. The record is from RefSeq and is a predicted model, not a curated record. The transcript has a single exon. NCBI's taxonomy places the organism in Eukaryota, Euglenozoa, Kinetoplastea, Trypanosomatida, Trypanosomatidae.